GCUAUGAUGCCACGCACAUCGGAGAAAAAAAUCAUGGACAGAAGUAUGCUCUGCGCAUCAGGUAGAACAUCUCAUUAAUUAAGUGUAAAAUGUGGACGAGUAAGUGUCUGCAUGGAAACCUUUGUCUUUUGUGCCUUCUCACCUGAGGGGAGAUGGGCUAACUGAGGGCGCUUAGCAUCUGUCUCUGCAUUGCAGUCAUUCUCAUUUUGUGCAGCGGUGGGGUGGUGGUGGAGGCUUGGCAGCUGGGCCAAGCUGAGGCCCUCUGGCCAAAGUGAGGGGCCCCAGUCCAGCUAAUAGACAGGAAAUGCCUGACCCCAAGGACAUUGUGCUAUUCUUGACUACAGAGAUUGGAAGGAGUCUCAGACCAGCUCUGGCCAGGGGGGUUGUAAGUUGAUUUCUCAGUUGCCUUGGUUUCUUUUUUCAACUUGGGCUCCCCUCUCCAGGUAAACAAAAAAAGCAGUAAUCACAAGGAAGAAACCAUAUUAUUUCAGCUUCUUCUGUCUGGAGAGUGGUCAGUACUUAGCUGCAGUAAUCUUUUGGCUUUCUCUGUCUGAAAUGAAUGUUCUUCUCCUGCAGCUACUGGGGAGGCUGGCAUUUUGGGUUGGACUGUCUGGGUGUGGGACUGGGAAAGUCAGCCGAGGGGAAGUCAGCUGUCCCCUGGGAUGGGGACACGUUCUCCUUGCUCCCUGCAGAUGGGGUGAGGUGGCUUUCUUUGUUCUUUGGGCUCUUUGUGACGACAGGCUCAUUCAUCCUUGAGGAGGCAGGACUCUGAUGGCUGUAUCUCCUGAGAGGCUAGUUGACUGUUUACCCAGUUGGUGCUGAAGGACUGACAAAUGAUUAACCCCCUGGAAUCCCUGGUUAGCCCCCCCAGUUAUGGUCAUGAGUUCAGCCUUUGGAACCACAGACUUAAAUUGUUUUCCAGCCUUCUACCCAGUCGGGUGGCUGGGCCCGGCCUCUGUUAUGGAAACCCUCCCUUGGGAGAGCCUGGUGCGCAGGGGGCGUGGGAAGUGAGGGAGGCAGCCUCGGCCUGUGGCUGGGAGGCGGGGAGGUAAGGCAGGGGCCCCGCCAAAGGACUGGGGGACAGGAAAGGAGCUGCGGCCCCAGGAGGCGGAGAGGGAGCCGCUCCUGGCCCGCCGCCUGGCCGCUUCCUUCCCCUGACAUGACAGCCCUGCCGGCCUGGCUGGCGGCCACCUGGCUGUGGCCGUGGCACAUGACUCCCCCGCCCCGCCGCCGGGGAGGGGUGCGGAGAGGUUUGCGCUCUGGCUGCCCGCUCCCUGCUGGCCGUCCUGCAGGCUGGGGCUGCCAGGUGGGCCGCUUCUGGUCCCGGUCGGGCGACAUGCCCUAGACCGCUGCCGCUUACUGCUUACGUCCGUCCGGAGGAGCCGGCGGAAUGGGAAAUGAAUAGGAAAUAACGAUGGCGCAGAGCCCAGAGACGCCGGCUGCAGUGCUGACUCUACCUGGGAGCAAUGUCACCUGGAGCUCCAUUUGCUGAGCCUCCGCUUUCUUCCUACAUGCAACUGGGGAUCCUGGGUUACCUUCCUUGCCUGUUCCUCCCAGAUGGAACAAGAAGACCAGCAGGGUGUGUGUGAAACCCCAGACUCAGAAGACAAAGGGAUGGGCUCCGAUUUUGAGAACUCUGAAGACAAGGAAGGGGACCCGGAAGAGAGAGGAAUGGGCUCCAACUCACAGGACACAGACAAGAGAGGUGGCCAGCCAGAGCAGAUGAGCUCCGACCCACAGGACGAAGCUACAAGAGGGGACUCAGAGGAGCGGGAACUGGUGUCUGACAUCUGCACAGAGGGGCUGCUGAGUGACGAAGAAGGGAUGGCUUUCCGUGAAGAUGAGGAUGACCAGUCUGCUGUAGCUGAGGUGGCCAUGUUCCCAGGACUGUCCGAGUCCGACAGCAUAUCCCGGAGCCCCGGAGAAGAGGAGGAGGAGGAGGAGAGCGCCGGAGAGAACCGGCUCGCGGAGGAAGAGCAGCCUCCCCCGCCCGCGCUUCCCUGGAGGCGGCACCUCUCCCUGGGCAGUCGGCACCGGGGGGACAAGCCGGCCCACCGCCGCUUCCGCCGCCUCCACCACCCCAUGGCCAUGGACCUCGGAGAGUUGGACAACCUGAUGGCCAGCAUCAUGGACGCGCCCACCAUCUGCCCGGACUGCGGGGAGAGCUUCAGCCCAGGCGCCGCCUUCCUGCAGCACCAGCGCAUCCACCGCCUGGCGGAGGCGGCCGCGGCGGCCGGCCUGGAGCCCUUCGGCCAGUGCGGCGCGGUGGUGGGCGUGGCCGGGGACUUCGGGGCGGGGCCUGCGCUGGCCCGGCCCCCGCGCGAGAAGCCCUUCCACUGCGGCGAGUGCGGCAAGGGCUUCAGCCGCAACACCUACCUGACCAACCACCUGCGCCUGCACACGGGCGAGCGGCCCAACCUGUGCACCGACUGCGGCAAGAGCUUCAGCUGGCGCGCCGACCUGCUCAAGCACCGGCGGCUGCACACGGGCGAGAAGCCCUACCCGUGCCCCGAGUGCGGCGAGGCCUUCAGCCUCAGCUCGCACCUGCUGAGCCACCGGCGCGCGCACGCGGCCGCCAGCGGCGCGGGGCCGGCGGCGCUGCGGCCCUUCGCCUGCGGCGAGUGCGGCAAGGGCUUCGUGCGCCGCUCACACCUCGCCAACCACCAGCGCAUCCACACGGGCGAGAAGCCGCACGGCUGCGGCGAGUGUGGCAAGCGCUUCAGCUGGCGCUCAGACCUGGUGAAGCACCAGCGCGUGCACACGGGCGAGAAGCCCUACAUGUGCUCCGAGUGCGGCGAGACCUUCAGCGUCAGCUCGCACCUCUUCACGCACAAGCGCACGCACUCGGGCGAGCGGCCCUACGUGUGCCGCGAGUGCGGCAAGGGCUUCGGCCGCAACUCGCACCUGGUCAACCACCUGCGCGUGCACACGGGCGAGAAGCCCUUCCGCUGCGGCCAGUGCGAGAAGCGCUUCAGCGACUUCUCCACGCUCACGCAGCACCAGCGCACGCACACGGGCGAGAAGCCCUACACGUGCAUCGAGUGCGGCAAGAGCUUCAUCCAGAGCUCGCACUUGAUCCGGCACCGCCGCAUCCACACCGGCAACAAGCCGCAUAAGUGCGCGGGCUGCGGCAAGGGCUUUCGCUACAAAACGCACCUGGCACAGCACCAGAAGCUGCACCUGUGCUAGGGCUGGGCCCUAGGGAGGCUGCUCCCCCACUCCUGUCCCCCCAGCAUGUGGGGAGUAAUGUCCUGGGGGCAGACCCUAUAGAAAGAAAUGGGAAGGGGCGGGACGGACAAUCUAAGAGUGACUGGGGAGCCUCUUGUUGUUAGGGGGCCCUGAAGGGGAGGGCUGAGUAAGAGUUGUUCUUCUGGGGUGCUAUAUAUGUUGCCUGCCUCCUCCCCAACAAAGAAAUGUUUGGGAGAUGUGUUUGAGCGUGGGGACUUCCUCAGAUACAGGCUGUAGGAGCAGGCACUUUGAGGAUCUUGAGGAAGGGAAGUUGGGGGACGGGGGGUACAGGAUGGCAGGUAAUAGAGUAGGUUGGGCUGUGAUGGCCUGUGGGAAUCAGGAGAGAGUGUGGCUGGAGUGAGGGUUAUGGGGUAAAAUAAAGGGCGGGUGUGAAUAACUAUUGGUCCCACCAGGUGGUAAAGCCAGUGUUUGCCCUGUCCCCUCAUGUCAGCUAUAUUCCUUGGAAAAGUAGAGGAACGUUGUCCGUUCUGUAGGAGAGGAUAUAUUGUAGGCACUUCCCUUCCUUUCUCUGAGCCACAGUUAGCUGCUAUUUUAAGGCAUCCAGGGGAAAGUGAGCAGAAAAGCUACACACCCUUAUUUCAAGGAUGAAAACCUCUGCGGUUUACAAAUUCAUAACUGGUUUUCAGAUCUGGGGAAACCUGGGCCUGUGCCUGGUUCCUGCUGGGUCGAGGUGGUCUGUGUGAAUGAGCAGACUCUGGCCCUCAGUGUCAGGGGUGUGCCAGGCUCCGUGUUUUCUUUCAGGUCUCACUUGGGACCUUUUAAUGUGAAGGAAAAUGGAACAAUCCUAGUUAUGUGUGACUUUCCCUUUCCCAGGUCAGCUGGAUGCUUGUUUCAAGUGAACCUCGGACCAUCAUCAGCAGUUGCCCCAGCAACCUGCUGCAAAAGUCAACUAGCUCAGAAUUUUACUGGCCUUAUGUGAGUAACGCAGGAAAGUGAAAGGUCCCAUGUUGGGGUGCAAAGCCUUCGCUUUGUAUCUGUAUACCCCUCCUCCUUGGUAGCGAUGGAGGAGAUCACCACACCCCCAUCUCCACCCAUAUCGAUGUGGGCUCUGAUCUGACCAGACAUUGCUUUUUCCUGCACAGGGAGGCACAGUAGGAAGCUCCAGGCUUUACACAGGAGGGCACAAGCAGGGAGAAGUGAGAAUGCGAAGUUGCCAAAAGCACAAGCCAUGGAUGUUUUCUGGUGGUUCUAUAAAUGCCAAACUAGCACUUUGAUGUUUGUAAAGUGCUUUAUACUUUUUAAUGAUUGUUAGUUAUUCCUCACACCUCUGUGAGGUAAAUCAGUAUUAUGACCCAUGUCUUAGGGAAGGCCUGGGGACGAGAGUGCAGCAGGCUGUUUUAAGAGAGGCUGAUGACAGCGUGGAUAGGUGUGGUCCGAUCUUUUGUGCUCUCCAGCUCAGCUGCUAGGAAGGCUUACCUGUUGUGAUUUAUAUAAUAAACUAAGAACACUGAAAAUGCGUAUGCUUGAUGGAAAACUUAAGGCUAGUCUAGAAGGUCCAAAGAUGUCCUUGUUGACAAAGCUGGUCUUUGUCACCUAAUUAGGGUGUCCUAGGUGUGUUCCAUUUCUCGUAGGGGGCUAUAGUUAGAUGACUCUUGUAUAGAUUUCAGUUACCUGUGCUGAAAAUCCCUCCCCUAGGUUAGCCUUUAGAAGUUAGAGUUAUGGAAAGCAGUACUGUUUUCCCCAUGAGCGAGUGUUAACCCUGUACUUUUCCUGGAAGCAUCUUCACAAACUGUUGGACACACUUGAAGGAAAAAGAAAAAACCCAACUACAAGCUUGUUUUUACAGUUUAGCAGAUCUGUGGAUGCCAGUAAUUUAUACUUGAUCAGUUCUCUUCUAGCAAAGAGCCUCUUUGGGGACUAUAGAAAAGCAUGUUUUUGUCAUUAUAAAAACACUUUUUAAGAAAAUCCUGAGAAUUCUGGGUUUGUAUCAUGCUUCUUGAUCUUGCCCUCUUAAUCAGUUUACUGCGAUUCACAAAUUCAAAUAGGUUUUUGAAAUAAUAGUUUUUGAAGACACAUUCUUUUUUAUUUGCUUUCAGUUGAGAGUAGUACUAGCAAAGCGAGUGACCUUUAUUUAUUCUGAAUCUUGUAGUCUGAAUACGAAAUGUAUAAGACUCACCUGAAAAUGAUGUAGCCAAUGUGUAUGUAACCUUAUUCCUUUUUUUCAUGCACAUCUACCUCUUCCAGCUGUUUUUAAGUUCUUUCAAGUCUGUGCCUAUGAAAUCUCAUUGAACUUUUUUGAUUACUCAUGAGUUGACUAUCCACACUUUAUGGGUUAUUUUGGCCUUUUGCUGCCAUUAUUAUAUUAUACUGUUGCACAGUGUCGUCUGCAUCCAAUACGUUGUUAUGUAUUAGCAGCUUUGGAGAAAGAGUUCAGUUGAAGCUAAUGUAAAAUAAUUUCGUGGCAGUGGAAAUCUUUGGAUUUCAUUGGCCUCUCAUUCUUUCUGUUACUGUGGAUGAGAGAGUCAACUACUACAUCAGUAGCCCUUCGGCGAGCAAACCCAUUAGCAGAAGGAGACAGUCCAACCAUCAACACCCAUUCUCGUGGUACAUCUAAAAUGUGAUUCCAUUUUUUCUUACAAUUCUUCAGGGAACAUAUCUGCAUUAAGGGAGGUUAAAUGCAUUCAGGAGAUGGUUUCUUGUAUUUAGUUUUAGAAUAAUAGUAUUUCUAAAGCAAACCCUGUUAACUGUGGUUCACUUUUAAAAAUGUUACUCUGAAGACUCCUUCCACCAGCUCAAUGAUAGUGGAGGCAAGUGUAUCAUUUGUUUCCUGGGAGUUCGGUCAAGUGCAGGCUGCCCUUCACUGAGUGAAACCUGGGGCAGAUUAAAGAGGUUAAAUGGCUUAAAUCUUGAGCUCCGAGUCGGAAGGAGAUGACAAGCUAACCCCUUGAGCCAUGUGGUCUCUUCAAGAUCAAGAGGCUGUCCAUAUGUGAAAAAGUACAAAUGAAGAACCUGUGUUUCAUAGACAAUCGGAACUGCGUUUCUGGCGUCUGUGCCCAUUCUCCUUCACUGUAAUGUUCUUUGACAGCUGUUUGUUAAAAUCGUGAAUAAUUUAAUGAUCCUGAGAUUAACAGGUUUCGUGUGAAUGUGUGCUUGUGUGUGUGAGAAUUGCCUUCUUUUCAGGCUGUUUUAUUUAAUAAUGGUUCCCUGGACAGCAUCCUAGUGUUCAGCAACCACUAUGAAAUAUUUGUCAUUAAAUCCUUAUCAGUCUUUUACCA
Molecule: messenger RNA, 6464 nt
Organism: Hipposideros armiger (great roundleaf bat)
Lineage: Eukaryota; Metazoa; Chordata; Mammalia; Chiroptera; Hipposideridae
Gene: ZNF697
Product: zinc finger protein 697
Exons: 3
Coding region: 1558-3189 (543 amino acids)
Biological process (GO): regulation of transcription by RNA polymerase II
Cellular component (GO): nucleus
Molecular function (GO): RNA polymerase II transcription regulatory region sequence-specific DNA binding; DNA-binding transcription factor activity, RNA polymerase II-specific
Source: RefSeq, a predicted model, not a curated record